AUGUUGUGCGCCCCGACGUUGAGUUCUCCCCUCACUGGGGGAGAACAGUUGCGUUUCAAAGGCCGCAAGAAAGGACAGAGCCUUCUCGGGACGGCGAUCGUGGUCCAGUUCGGGAAAUUCUUUCCCGCCAAGUGGGCUCAGGCAGCUACAGCAACUGUCGACGAGGAGAUGACGAUCACUUACAGUGACUUGGUGCACUCCGUAGUGGCGCUCCUCCACGACAACUAUCUUCCUCACCUCGCUCCUCAUCAAAUAUUCCAACAGCUCUGCCACGAGGGAACUCGAACCCUGGUUGUCCUACGCGAUCCUGAAGAGACACAGCGUGACCUUCUGAACUCAAAAUCCUCUCCAGCGCGACUGGAGUUCAACAACAACACCGAAACGAUGAUGAUGAGCCGCUUCGGGGGCAGCGCGAAGCCCUGGCAAAAAAUCGUCCCAUCGUUGUCUGGAGGGAGCGACGGUAACGGACUCAGCGUCGCAAGUGUCUCCUCGCCUGAAGACGAGAUUGAACCAGACCGGGUCGUCGGCGGCGGCGGCGUCGGCGUAGAACAGCAGCCCGGAUCGGCGGCCGCGACGUCUGAUGCCACUCAGAGCCCUCUCGACAACCGUCAGUGGGUCUCUUGGGCCUCGAUGAACCGUCGGAAUAAGGAGGAGAUCUUGAACGAAUGCGGGAGCAUUUGUUCCGACCAUUUGUACUCGGAUGUUUGCUGUGAUGACUCCUCGGACGAUGACGAUGAAAGCAUCGCUGACGACGAAGAUGAGAUGAACGACUGCGGCCAGAUGUUCACGAAGAGUCUCGAGGCAUAUCUCAAAGCAGUGCAGCACAGGAAGCGAGAGCGCCAGGUCGGUGUGGAAUCCCGACUCGUCGCGUGCGCGUCCUUCAGUAAAGAUUACAGGCCGUCGGGCGCGAAAGUGGUGGUGCUCCUCAACGUCGUGGUGAGGAAAAAGUUCCGUCGAUACGGCAUCGGCAGUUUCAUGGUCAAGAGAAUAAAAAGUCCUUCGCUCGUCGGCCCGUACGACGCCGUGACAAUGCACAUCCGCUGCGGGGAGCAAUGUACCGAAUCCGCCGGCGCCGCCAAACCUGUUCAUAAUCAGCACAGCAGUUGCGUUUCAUCUAGGAAGCAGAAGGUGUUUUUCGAGAAGAAUUCCUUCACUUCGGACCUCAUCCUGAACAGUCGAUUCCACGAAGAGGACGGCAGCAACGUGACGACGGGCGAAGUGCUCAUGUGUUUUCUGCCUCCCUUCGAUAGCGGACCUUUCCACAACCAGAGCUCCAACAUCAACUGCACAUCGACGCAAGGCUACGGACAGCAGCCGACCGGCGCGCAGAUGGCGCAGCACAAUUCCAUCAAAGCUAUGCAGGAAGAGGCUCAGAGAUGGAAAGAAAAAAGUCUGGAGGCUUAUCAGCUGCAGAUGUCCUACAUGGCGCGCCUGCAGCAAGAAGUCCUACGACUACAUGAACAGUUGAAUAAGCAAGAGCUCACCAUCGACCAAUUGCGGAAGGAGAACAGCCGGCUACAGACGCGACUUGUCAGAGCAGAGAAGAAAACCGCGAAGGCCCUCAUCGAAACACUGGAUAAGGAAGCAGCGGAUUUCGAGCGGAUGUGUGUCUCUCGCAAAUUGAGCUCCGAUGUGCCCUUCAACACACAGAAUCCACUGACCACUCGCGCAGUUAUACGGAGUUAG
Molecule: messenger RNA, 1686 nt
Organism: Galendromus occidentalis (western predatory mite)
Lineage: Eukaryota; Metazoa; Arthropoda; Arachnida; Mesostigmata; Phytoseiidae
Exons: 9
Coding region: 1-1686 (561 amino acids)
Source: RefSeq, a predicted model, not a curated record